Molecule: messenger RNA, 849 nt
Organism: Nematostella vectensis (starlet sea anemone)
Lineage: Eukaryota; Metazoa; Cnidaria; Anthozoa; Actiniaria; Edwardsiidae
Exons: 4
Coding region: 1-783 (260 amino acids)
Biological process (GO): DNA integration; DNA recombination
Molecular function (GO): DNA binding
Source: RefSeq, a predicted model, not a curated record
AUGUUCAGAUUCGAGGAUUACAAAACAUGUGGCUCUCAUGGGGUUGAUGUCACAAAUUUGCCAGAAGAUCACAGAUUGAACGUCAUCAUAAGGGAAUAUCUGGACAAAUACAGAGAUAUUCUUCUCGACGCCUCUGACGAUGGCACAACCAACAAUUUUCUUCUCCUGACAGAUAAAGGAAAACCCUUUAGUGGUCCAGCAUUCUCAACCCACAUGAAGUCUGUCUUUUACCACCUAACAGGAGUGAGUGUCAACUUGCACCUUCUGAGAAGCUCCUUCGUGACUUAUUGUUAUGGGGACAGCCAGUGCACCGACGCAAUGAAAGACAGUUUGGCGUCGGCCUUGAGACACACAAGGAAGCAAGCUCAACUCACCUAUGACCGUAGAAAUUCCAGCGAAAAGAAGAGUUUGGCUGUCAGCCUUGCUUCAGAAUUAGCAGAAAAUACAAUCGAGUCACUAUCGGCUCAGCCGUCCGACAGAAAUGCAGGGCUUGAUAAAGGUAGCUGGGUUGCUCUCACAGUAGAAGGCAGCACUCUGGCAAAUCCGAACAUUCUGCUAGCUAGAAUUCAGAACCUCAUGCCCGGUAGAAAGGCUUCGCUACUGUGGUUCAAGGCCACUGCGGAAAAAGGCCUGUACGCUUUUCACUACGAUGAAGCCAGCUGGAUAGAAAGCUUAGAUGCCUUAGUUCCCGUCCAAGUGAAAGAGAUUAAAAACUCUCCCGGCCUCUACAAAUUGACCACAUCAUUGAAAAAAAUACACAGGGCGGUCUUAGGGAACAACUGAUAACAUACUGUGAAGGACUGUGGAUAGUGAUUUGAUGAGGAUGCAUUCUGUUUGGUUACCUGGAAG